Messenger RNA from Phanerochaete carnosa HHB-10118-sp, 924 nucleotides. RefSeq lists its product as uncharacterized. The transcript has 7 exons. The record is from RefSeq and is a predicted model, not a curated record. The coding region runs from base 167 to 634 and encodes 155 amino acids. NCBI's taxonomy places the organism in Eukaryota, Fungi, Basidiomycota, Agaricomycetes, Polyporales, Phanerochaetaceae.
AAUCCGUCAGACACUCGCCCCACUCAACGUAGUCUACACUAUUAUCUCAAAGGCCGACGACGGCUACAUCAACGACUUAUCCGUCGGCUUUCAGGUACCGACUCAACAGAAUAUUUACAAUAUCUUGGUGUGCCCCACUUCCCUCACAGUCCGACCGCUAUGAACGAUGUCGAUCGAGAUUAGGCGCGUCGCCCUGGAUGUUGGGCGCUAUGGCGGAAGGGCUGCACAUGUGACUGAGCGAGGAGAGUGUUUGGAGGCGACACUACAACUUGCGGCGUUUGAAUCAAUCCAUGCUGCACAUCACUUCCGGCAUCCUUGCGCAAGCAUCUCAAUGCAUGGCUACCGCACGACUGCACUCUGGCCUCACAACGCUUUCACGCGCAGACCUAAAUCACGCUCGAGGACGGCCAGACGCAUAGCCUGGAGGAGCUGGCCAGCUAUGCAGGGCCACUGCAGGGUAAAAGUACGCAGGCAAGCAGGUCUUGCGUGCGCUGUCUGCAUCGCGCCCUCGUUCGUCGAACGCGCAACGGACUUCCAAGCCGCCAUAUUCGCAAGCUUAUUUUCGCAGGUUCACGUGCUCUUCAUGACAUUAUCCGUACCGGUAAUGUCUAUCGCUGUUGGUGCCGGCAUUUGACGAGACUACAGCCCCGCCGACUACCUCUGUGUCGCUCGAACGAGCGCCUCUCCAACCGAAGAAUGCCAAACGAACCUCGUGCAUCUGGUUGCGCAACAUGCGGUGUCCCGUCCGGCGGACACGCUCAUCAGACUAGAGACCCUGAUCGCCCUGUGUUCUGUACGAAGGCUCAAUAUGAGCAGCAUCCGGGCUGCUGCCGUGCUGGCCCACAUUGCGGAGACGCGAUAAUGGUGCAAGAUGCUGCAUUGAGAUACGCUUGAGACGUUCGGGGCGAGGCAUCAUGCUGUCGA